Molecule: messenger RNA, 1489 nt
Organism: Suhomyces tanzawaensis NRRL Y-17324
Lineage: Eukaryota; Fungi; Ascomycota; Pichiomycetes; Serinales; Debaryomycetaceae
Gene: HEX3
Product: SUMO-targeted ubiquitin ligase complex subunit
Exons: 1
Coding region: 204-1412 (402 amino acids)
Cellular component (GO): SUMO-targeted ubiquitin ligase complex
Molecular function (GO): ubiquitin-protein transferase activity
Source: RefSeq, a predicted model, not a curated record
AAAAACAAUCUCAUUCUCACAACUAUUACCAUCAGAUCUGUAAGCAACGCAGAUAAGACGGAAUCCACCACCUGGUCCUUGACGACAAUCCUGCUUGCGAAGUGACCAUCUCUGGCAUCCAGUAUCUGCUGUGUUCCAACCGUGAUUACUGCGGCACGAGGUGAAACUGUGCAACCUUCUCAUCCUGACACCAUCCUCGAGCCAUGAGCAGCAUACGAAGAGGGGAGGAGUUGGGCACUCCAAAGACAGGCUCCGACCCCCACUCGGUGGAAGACACUGUCCACGCUCUGGACGAGCCUAGCGCCCCCCAAACAGACCCUCAAGUUGAGGAAGUCAUCGAGAUAUCCGACGAUGAAAUCGAAGUCACCGACGUACGACCCACUGGCGACGCCACACGGAGACGAAGAAGUCCUCGGAGGGUGGUCCACAUCGACGAAGACGACGAUGAUGACCUCCAGAUCACAGGGUCCAACCCCAGCCCAGCUCCCUUGGCAAGUCUGUUACCCCCCCAACAGUCCCAUCACCAAGACUACGACGACGACGACUUUGACGGGGAAAUCGAGAUAAUCAACGAGCGUCCCAUAGCACGUCCGCCAGGCCCCGCUCCAUACAACGGCUCGCGAAGACCGGUAUUGCCCCUGUUCAACCGCAUCAACUCCAUGGUCCAUUCCCAAUUUGGCCAGUCUGAAGGUCUCAGCAGGUCCCGAAACGGGUUCAGAUCCCGGGUAUGGGUACCAUUCUCUGCCACGGGGAGAAACGCCCGUGGCAGGCGAGUCAGCAGCAUCACCGAAAACCAUUUGGCAGAGUAUAUCCACAGCAUGUUGCAAAGGCAACAAGACCACCCGCAUUUCGAUGACUAUGGCUUGGGAGACCCCGAUGCCAUUGAAAGCUCGAUCAUGAACCGUAUCGAAAGGGAAAAUGAAUCGGCCAUGGACCAACGUUUGGCAAACGAAAACAUGUUCAAUAGAAAGGUCUUGCAAGAAAAGAAAGAACAAGCCCUGAAUGAAAAGCACGGGUACACAAACAACAUCUCUCCACAACUCACUAUUGGGUGUGAACUCUGUGGUGUUGUAUUGGGAGAAGGUAUCCCCUCGGAUUUUAAACCCGACUCAAGAUACAAUGAGAACUUCGAGAAGUACAUCAAAGAAUAUCGGGUGCAAGCCCCCUGGUUCUGUGCAUUACAAUGCACCUCCGCUGAUAUUGACCUCUCAAAAAGGAUUUUUGCAUCUAAGUGUGGACACGUAUUUUGCGGCAGAUGUGUUAAGAAUAUAGCUAACAGACCCAGAAGGACUAAGAAUACACCCUUGGUUUAUUCCAUAACUAAUCCUUCCUUGGUGUCGCCCCCAAAAUGCCCGGGGCCAGACUGCAACAAAAAGUUCACAGCAAAAAACUUUUUGGAAUUGUACUAUUAGGUUUCACUUCUUCAGAUUUUGGUUUAGUUUUGGGAUUGUUGGUUUGAUCGGUUUAUUCGAAUUGGCUAUUAACGGAG